AUGGUUGAAUCUUUUGCGCCCUAUCUGGUCCGGAUCACUGCCUCCUCCGAGUCCCUCUUCCCCGCCGCCCUCGUCAACCGACCGCCCGAUUUCUGGUACCUUCACGCAAAUGAACACUUUCCACAGCGCUGGCAGCCGACCUCCCUCUCGUAUCUGAGCCCCUCGCGCUCUACUUCAGUGUACAACUUGGUCAUCGAGCGAUUGAGGCGACGACAAAGGUUCAGAACAGACACAAAAAGCUUUGAUCGAUUGCAAGAACGCCUGUGGCUCCUGAACAGCAGCAAAGAGCGGCUUGGUAGAGCAAGGCUCUCUUUGCGUCUCAGGAUCGUGGACAGCUUCAAGAAUAAUCCGACGAAAUUCAAGGAGCUGCCCAACUUCGCACACAAGCCUUCGACAUAUCCUCGAAUCCGCACCCUCAAACAGGAUCCUUCUAGCAUCGAUUCGAGCAGUGCCACACGCUCCGUGAGCGUAUCGCUGAACGCAGCCAACCACCCUGUCAUGCUCCUCGACAGUCCCACAAACUCCUCCUCCUCAUACCCUCAGCAACAUUGUGGUCGUGUCAAUCGUCAAUAG
This is a messenger RNA of Mytilinidion resinicola, 573 nucleotides long. RefSeq lists its product as uncharacterized. The transcript has 3 exons. Lineage: Eukaryota; Fungi; Ascomycota; Dothideomycetes; Mytilinidiales; Mytilinidiaceae. The record is from RefSeq and is a predicted model, not a curated record. Bases 1 to 573 code for a protein of 190 amino acids.